This is a messenger RNA of Bipolaris zeicola 26-R-13, 1500 nucleotides long. RefSeq lists its product as uncharacterized. The transcript is spliced from 4 exons. The record is from RefSeq and is a predicted model, not a curated record. Bases 1 to 1500 code for a protein of 499 amino acids. Gene Ontology annotation, molecular function: FAD binding. NCBI's taxonomy places the organism in Eukaryota, Fungi, Ascomycota, Dothideomycetes, Pleosporales, Pleosporaceae.
AUGAUGGCUCGUAUGACUGUUGCUCUAUUAGCGGCUGCGGCUGCCAUUCCUUUGGCACAGGCGGAGUAUUGCUGCAAUGUGCUUGCGGCAACGUCCCUGAAGGAUCGCCUGCUAUAUCCCAACCAAGACGCAUACGUGACACGCGAGAAGACAUACUUUGACGUCAAGCAGCAGACCAUCACACCCAACUGCAUAGUGCAACCCAAGAGUGCGGAUGAGGUUGCAGUUGCAGUCAAAGCAUUGACAGCUGCGAGCUCGCGUAAGCCUUGCAGCUUUGCUAUUCGCAGCGCGGGACAUACACCAUAUGUCGGAGCUUCGAAUAUCCAGGAUGGAGUAACCAUCGAUCUGAAAUACCUUAGCGCCGUCACGUAUGAUAAUGCAAGCACUACAGUCAAAGUGGGGCCUGCGGCAACGUGGAACGAUGUGUACGGCGUCCUGGAACCAAUGGGGCUCAUGCUUCCCGGAGGCCGAUCAUCAACUGUUGGUGUUGGCGGACUCACUCUGGGAGGUGGCAUAUCCUACUUCUCCCCAGGGCGUGGUCUGGUCUGCGACAAUGCGGUCGAGUUCCAAGUUGUUUUAGCCGAUGGCAGCAUUGUAACUGCAUCCAAGACCACGCGUCCAGAUCUAUUCACCGUGCUAAAAGGCGGCAACAACAACUUUGGAAUCGUCACCAGCAUCACAUUCGGCACUUUCAAGAACCAAGGCAUGUGGGGAGGCCUAGUCGUCUACCCUCAGUCGAACAUCCAAGACCACUUCAAAGCACUCGUCAACUUCUCCAACAACAUCGACAAGGACAACAAAGGUGCGGCCAUUGUUAUGCCAGUGUACCAGAGCUCCGUAGGCUUGGACCUGAUACUGAAUGCAUAUGAUUACGCCGACCCGGUCCCCCGGCCCGCGGCCUACAAGGAGUUCCUUGCGAUCCCAGGCAACACAUCGGACACAACAGGCCUACGCAACAUGUCGUCGCUAGCCGCAGAGCUUGCAGGAGCCACCACUCACAGCGUAUACUUCGGCACACUUACCUUUGCCAACGACCUCCGAGUCAUGACUGCCGCGCAUGAAAUCUACAAGGACGAAUUAUCCAAAUUGAAGGCAAAAGCAACCGGUGAUUGGGGCAUCUACGUUCUCUACCAGCCCUUGCCGCCCGCAUACUGGCGCGGGAGCACUGCCAAAGGCGGGAACGUGCUCGGUCUUGAACGCUUUGGCGAGCAAGUCUUGUGUCUAUACCAACCCUACAUCUCCUGGCAAGGCUCCCACCAAGACGCCCUCUUCCAAGCCGCAGGCGCAAAUCUCAUCUCACGCAUCCGCGCCUACGCUCAGAGCAUCGGCGCUGAUAACCCGUACCUCUACCUCAACUAUGCAGACAAAACGCAAGACCCGCUAUCCAGCUAUGGACCCGAGAACGUAAGGAAAAUGAAAGAUGCAGCGAGAAAGUAUGAUCCAAACGCCGUAUUCCAGAAACUGGUACCCGGUGGAUUUAAGAUUUCGGCUGUGGCGUAG